GAACGAGAAAGGACCAAUCCAAGUGGCUCUAUCGAAGUGCUUUUGCGAAGAUAGAGGAAGACAGAAAAAGGAACCUUGCCAAUGAACAUUUAAAGACAAAAAAAAACGUCGCCUUUGGAUUUGGGUAUUUUGUAUCAGAGCUAGGUGAUUAGUAUGAGUUAAAUCUGUGGAUUAUGUUAGCUGAACUGGGGCUGGCAAUGGCCCAAACAUAUUGAAUAGAUCGUUGGGGGAGCGAAACGCGGACAGGCUAGACGUUGUAGUGGGCAUUGUACGGAUAAAGGAUUACUUGCCUACCCAAUAACUGCUCCGUCGUGAAAUACCCCCACCAAAGAUUCGUUAAUGGCUUUUCUGUCGGUGUCUCCGCCGUGUCUGUUUUCCGCCCGUAACACUAUUUUAACAAUUGCGGUCGCAUCGCUUUAGUUUUGCUCCCAAGCCUUACAAUCUACACACCGCCGGCUUUCCUUUAUAUAUAUAUAUAUAUAUAUAUUGUUUAACUACUAAAAGUAGUACAUUGUUACCUCUAGGAUAAUUUUUGCGACCUAAUAAAUAUGGAUUUUAACAGCAGCGGUGGGGGAAACGAGCUACAUAAUAACCAAUUCUAUCAAUCUGAGGAGAGCAAGCCUUUGCUUGGAGAGAUGUCUGCGCCGUUGGAGGGGAAUAAUAAUAAGUUAUGCGCCGGGCCGUGCAAGAGAACCCUGCAACAUUGCAGCAGCGGGAUGCGAUAUAAACUACUACAGGAGGGUGAUAUCCAGGUGUGUGUGGUGAAACACCCUCGAACCUUCCUCAGCAAAAUUCUAACCUCAAAAUUCUUACGGAGAUGGGAACCGCACCACCUCACAUUGACAGACAGCAGCCUGGCGUCUGCGACGCCCACGGGGUACAUGGAGGCUGCCCUGUCCUACAGCACCAUAGAGGACCUGCAGCUGCUCUCCUGGGAUAACGCCCCCAAAUACUGUGUGCAGCUCAGCUUCCCCGGGGGCACCGUCCUCCUGCAGGCAGCCAACAGCUAUCUGCGGGACCAGUGGUUUAAUUCUCUACAGUGGAAGAAAAAGAUCUAUAAGUACCGUAAGGUUCUGAACAACCCAAGUCGCUGGGAGGUGGUUCUGAAGGAGAUCAGAUUGCUGGUGGACAUGGCCCUGACCUCUCCCCUGCAGGAUGAGUCCAUCCACCAGGCCCCGCUGCAAAUCAUCUCCACCCUGCUGGCCGAUAACACCAACCUCAGCACUCAGGACCAUGAGAACAUCAUAGUGGCCAUCGCUCCUCUCCUGGAAAAGAACCACCCUCCACCGGACCUGUGUGAGUUCUUCUGCAAGCACUGUCGGGAGCGUCCACGGUCGAUGGUUGUGAUUGAAGUGUUCACCCCUGUGGUCCAGAGAAUCCUCAAACACAACAUGGACUUUGGGAAGUGCCCCAGACUGCGUCUCUUUACUCAGGAGUACAUCUUGGCUCUAAAUGAGCUCAACGCUGGGAUGGAGGUUGUCAAGAAAUUCAUUCACAGCAUGCAUGGCCCCACCGGGCAGUGCCCUCACCCCCGUGUCCUGCCCAACCUGGUGGCAGUGUGCUUGGCUGCCAUCUACUCCUGCUACGAGGACUUCAUCAACAGCCGGGACAACUCCCCCAGUCUGAAGGAGAUCAGGAACGGCUGCCAGCAACAGAAUGAGCGUAAACCCCCUCUGCCCCUCCGCCUGCUCCGCCCAGAGCCCCUGACACCCGCACCCACAGGGCUGCUGUCCCUCCCCCCUCCCCCCACACUGCCCUUCUCUCCUCCGCCUUCCAUCGUCAACUCCAGUGAGAUCCUGGUGGAGUUGGAACGCAACAACAACACUGCCAACGCCAGGCGGAAGGGCCCAGGGGGAGGCGACAGUGAGCCCAACCUGAUCGACUGUCUGCUGGUCAGCCCCGCCCUCAACGCCCUGUCAAUCCAGCUGCCUGCCCAGGCCGACCGCGUGCUUGGCUGCUUCGCACUCAUCCUCAAAAUGCUGUCUGACUACGAUGACUGGAGACCCGCCCUGGCUAGCUUGCUGCAGCCCAUCCCAUUCCCCAAAGAGGCCCUUGCACAUGCCAAAUUUACAAAAGAGCUAAAAUAUGUUAUUCAGAGGUUUGCAGAGGACCCCAGACAGGAGGUCCACUCCUGUCUGCUCAGUGUGCGCUCGGGAAAGGACGGUUGGUUCCAGCUCUACAGUCCAGGGGGUGUGGCUUGUGAUGAUGAUGGGGAGCUCUUUGCCAGCAUGGUUCACAUUCUUAUGGGUUCCUGCUACAAAACUAAGAAGUUUCUCCUGUCCCUGGCUGAAAACAAGCUGGGGCCCUGCAUGCUCCUGGCUCUGCGUGGGAACCAGACCAUGGUUGAGAUCCUGUGCCUGAUGCUGGAGUACAACAUCAUCGAGAACAAGGACACCCAGCUGCAGAUCAUCUCCACCCUGGAGAGCACUCCGGUGGGCCUGCAAAUGUACGAGCAGUUGUGUGACAGGCAGAGGGAGCUCAAAGAGCUGCAAAGAAAAGGAGGCCCCACCCGACUCACUCUGCCCUCCAAGUCUACGGAUGCAGACCUUGCCAGGCUACUGAGCUCUGGCUCCUUUGGGAACCUGGAGAACCUGAGUCUUGCCUUCACCAACGUCACCAGUGCAUGUGCUGAACAGCUCAUCAAAUUGCCCUCUCUCAAACAGCUAAACCUUUGGUCCACCCAGUUUGGAGAUGCAGGACUGCGGUUACUGUCCGAACACUUGGCGUGUCUGCAGGUGUUGAAUCUUUGUGAGACACCCGUGACCGACGCCGGCCUGCUUUCCCUCAGUUCCAUGAAGAGCCUGUGCAGUUUGAACAUGAACAGCACAAAGCUCACAGCAGACACAUACGAGGACUUAAAGGCCAAACUCCCCAAUCUGACGGAGGUGGACGUCCGCUACACCGAGGCCUGGUGAGCACAUCCUGUGUGACAUGACUAGAACAUCAACUCCCACACCAUCCAAACAUGAGGAUUACCUGAUAUCAACAGAACACAUAGUCUCUCUUACAUCAACAACAAGAGGAUCCUCUCCCAUCUGUAGACGAGGACCCUUUUAUCUGGAGACGACAUCAGAACGCCUGGACCUCUCUAGUAACAUCAUGUCAAACGAGAAUUACUAUCUUUCUGGAGUGACAUCAUCAAAAUACAAGGACCUCCUUUUUAGCGACAUCAUCAAAAAGCAAGGACCCACUUGCUUGUGACACAAGGGACCUUAUCUUUCUCUCUCGUGCGUGGUUUCUCACUCAAUUCCUGUCCACAUCCUAUUUGCCCUCAAUAGACUCCUCAAAGAUUUCUUCAGUGUUGUGUCAAAUGUACACAGAACACCAAGUAAACAAAUGGAUCUUUCUCCCUUCCCUCUCUCCCACUCUCUGAGGACCUUUAUGUUUAAAUGCACUCUCUUCCCUCCAUUUACUGGGAGCUCUUCUAUCCUUGGCGGAUCAAGGUUAGAUAACCAGGUAACAUUCCAGUACACUUUUGAUAUUGCCUCGAGUUCAAUCCAAAUGUAGCUCUAAAAAUGUGUCCAAUUGUCAUUUUGGUCUUGUUUUUUUUGUUUGGGUUCUUUCAGGUUCAGAUUCUGGCCUUUCCAGUCCUUUAUUGGGAAUGAGGUGCUACCUCAAACAAAAUAAAAAUUGCAAGACUGUGCCUAAUUCCUCGUAUGACACUCAAUCAAUUUUUAUCAACUUGAAUGAACAUAUUUUUCCAGACAUCUCUGCUUUCAUAUAUUGUGUGUGACAUUUAAGCAGACAUUUCAGGAGCUCUGCUCUGUGGUUGCAACACCAUUAAAAGGAAGAAAUGUUUCCUUUUAAUUUGUGUUUUCAAUGUACAUAACUCCCAUAUUUAAUAGAAUAAUUGUGUAGUAGGUGGUCUGGGACUGCCUUGUAUUUAUGAUUUCUCAACUUCAUAUCCCUCUUUCUGCCUCCCAUUAUUUUCUCAUAUGUUAAGACACUUUCCAGGCAUACUGCAGUUGACUUUCGUCACACAAUCAACCAAGAUGUUGCCUAACAUUCUUAUCCAUAAUCCAUGCUGAGGCCUAAACUGAAGCCCUAUGUGCACCUUGCAUCAACCUCUCAAUGUAGACUUUUUGGCAUGAUGGUACACGUUUUUCUCAAGAUAAAUAUGGGAUACAUUUUGAUAUUGGCUGUAGAUAUACAGGCCAUGGUCAUCCUUAGGAGUAUUUUGUCAUAUGUCAGGAGUGAACAGACUCUGUAGAUGCAACAGCAUGGUGUAUAGAUGACCCUGUUAAAAAGCAGCACAUUACCUGCCCAGAGUCUAGAAUAAGGCCUUUUCUGAAUUGUGGUUGGUCGGACAGUACCAGAGUGGAAAGCCAAACAAGUUAAUUUCUGUUUAAUUCGAUUUUUUUGUUGUUGCCAUACUGUACUUCAAAACACAAAUAUACUGUAUCAUGCAUCAGUACUGUCUGAUACAGUUGCAUAGAAUAACGUGGACUCCAACGUGCUAAUCAUUUGUUCACAGAACCACGUUUCUCUCUACUCUGACUAGGCAUCCCUCUGUCCCUUUCCCCAUCAAGCAUGGAGAGAUGGCACUGUUGGAGUAUGCUCACCCAUUAAGUAGUACAUGUAGCUGGGUUAAAAUGUUACAUUCCUCGAUAUUCAUUUGGAAUCAUGAGAACACUUUCUGUUUGCAUGGGUAUACCACCAGUUUUGAAUAGAUUUCCUAUAUUAUUACCAAGGAAUGUGAUAUUACAGCAUUCAGGUAUGUGGUAACUUGGCCCACACAAACUGCAGAAGAGUUGUCUCUUCUGCUUUAGGUGGUUUUGAUCAAUCUGUUCCCUCUUUGUGCCCUUUCAGGGCGUCUCGUACACAAUCAGAGCGUUAUUCUGUAUGCCCGACUCUGGUUCCCUCCGCUUUUGUUUUCUCCAGAAUUCUUUCCGUUCAGUUCUGGCAGAACUUACAGAACACAGUUGGACACCGUCCAAUAAGAUUUCAAUGCUAUGUUUAUUUUGAGUGACAUGACGGUUCGGUGCACUAAAUGUCGUUGUAUAUGGCCACCAGGCUUAGGACCUCAUGCUGUCACAUCCUGUAUAAUGUAAAUACAAGUGUAUAUAAUUUUCUGUCCCCCUCUGUUCCCCUCCGCUCUGUGUUUCUCUUAGUCUCCCUGUUAGGGAGGCUGUUGCCUUCAUCUUCAGGAUGUGUGUGUGUGUGGUCAUUACUUUUAUUUUCACACAAAGUGCACUGUAAUCUAACUUCCAUUAUGUUUUCAUGGUAAUUGUUAUGGCUGAUUUGUAUUUGUUUCAACUAUUUGUUUGAUUUGAUCACUUUAAUCAAGUGUUUGUCACCUGUUUUGUAUGUACAGUACCAGUCAAAAAUGUGGACACCUACUUUAUUUGUACUAUUUUCUACAUUUUAGAAUAAUAGGGAAGACAUAAACUAUGAAAUAACACAUAUGGAAUCAUGUAGUAACCCAAAAAGUGUUAAACAAAUCAACAUAUUUUUUAGAUUCUUCAAAGUAGCCACCCUUUGCCUUGAUGACAGCAUUGGAGACUCUUGUCAUUCUCUCUACCAGCUUCAUGAGGAAGGCUUUUCCAACAGUUUUGAAGGAGUCCCCACAUAUUCUGAGCACUUGUUGGCUGCUUAUCCUUCACGCUGCGGUCCAACUCAUCCCAAACCAUCUCAAUUGGGUUGAGGUCGGGUGAUUGUGAAGGUCAUCUGAUGCAGCACUCAUCACACCUUUGUCAAAUAUCCCUUACACAGCCUGGAGGUGUGUUUUGGGUCAUUGUCCUGUUGAAAUACAAAUGAUAGUCCCACUAAGGGCAAACCAGAUUGGAUGGCAUAUCGCUGCAGAAUGCUGUGGUAGCCAUGCUGGUUAAAUGUGCCCAGAAUUCUAAAUAAAUCACUGACGAUGUCACCAGCAAAGCACCAUCACACCACCACCUCCAUGCUUUACGGUGGCAACCACACAUGCGGAGAUCAUCCGUUCACCUACUCUGCCAGCUCACAAAGACACGGCGGUUGGAACCAAAAUUCUCAAAUGUGGACUCGUCAGACCAAAGGACAGAUUUCCACCGGUCUAAUGUCCAUUGUCGUGUUUCAUGGCCCAAGCAAGUCUCUUAUUAUUAUUAGUGCCCUUCAGUAGUGGUUUCUUUGCAGCAAUUCAAACAUGAAGGCCUGGUUUGCGCAAUCUCCUCUGAACAGAUGUGUCUGUUACUUGAACUCUGUCAAGCAUUUAUUUGGGCUGCAAUUUCCGGAUUGACUGACUGUUUGUCUUUGCUUAUUUGAGCCGUUGUUACCAUGAUAUGUACUUGGUCUUUUACCAAAUAGGGCUCUUCUGUAUACCACCUCUACCUUGUCACAACACAACUGAUUGGCUCAAAUGCAUUAAGGAAAGAAAUUCCACAAAUUAACUUUUAAUAAGGCACACCUGUUAAUUGAAAUGCAUUCCAGGUGACUACCUCAUGGGGCAGCAGGUGGCAUAGUAGUUAGAACAUUGUGCCAGUAACCGAAAGGUUGCUAGAUCGAGUCCCCGAGCUGACAAGGUAAAAAUGUGUCGUUCUGCCCCUGAACAAGGCAGUUAAAUUGUUCCUAGGCCGGCAUUGUAAAUAAGAAUUUGUUCUUAACUGACUUGCCUGGUUAAAUAAAGGUAAAUUAAAAUGAAGCUGGUUGAGAGAAUGCAAAGUGUGUGCGAAGCUGUCAUCAAGGGUGGCUACUUUGAAGAAUCUAAAAUAUAUUUUGAUUAGUUUAACACUUUCUUUUUUUACUACAUGAUUCCAAAUCUGUUAUUUCAUAGUUUGGAUGUCUACAAUGUACAAUGUAGAAAAUUGUAUAGAAAAACCCUUGAAUGUGUCCUGACUUGUGACUGGUACAUCAGCUGAUGUUUUUUAUUUUUACUUUAUUUUUACGAUUUUGAAUAUGAAAAGGGUCAGAUCACUAGCUCUGCAGUCGCCCUACCCCCUUUGUCCAUGGGUUACCACGAUGUUCUGAUCGAAGCGCAAUGAUGAGCAGUACAUGUCAUAGACCAGCGAUUGAAUCACCUUUGUGUGAUUACAGACCUUUUGUAUUGCUGGAAUACAUUAGCUUGUGCACAAAAUACUGUGUAUAAUGAUAUGAACAUAGUAUGUAUGUAUGCCAGUGAGUUUACUGGUUACUGUACUGUUUGUACACUGGUGAGAUACUGUGUGAUAAGUGGAGAGAUUCAAUAUGUGGAUUUUCUUUUUUUUUGUAACCGUUGACAGAAUCUGCUCUUGGACCAUUUCUAUUGAUGUGGUAAUAGUGGGUGGGGUGGGGGGGUGCAGUGGGAACAGUUUUUUUUUUUUUGUAGCCCUGAUGCUCCUCUAGUUUUUAACAUUUCAAAUGUAUAGUUAAAGAUGGAGACCUAGAGGUGGGAAGGUGGAGGGUUUUAUUACUGUAGAGGAAAUUAUGUGAUUGUUAUAAAAUAAAAUAUGAAUUUGUUAUAUUGCUAUCCUAUGGAGCUCACUGUGCUUUGCUUGGGUUUAUGUCUCCUCUCCUCCCUAAUUCCCUCUCUUCUCAUUCCUCUCUAUCCAGAGGUGAUAUUACAACCUGUUCUAAUUUUUCUGAAUUUGUAAAGAUUUUUCAUUUGAAUUGUGACUUCGGCUUAAGUCUUAAUGUGGUUGACAGCGGGGUGCCUGCUGCUGUGGCCCCCCAUGCUGGCGCAGUCAUGGACAUAAACUAGAUUUCCCAUGAUUCCUGUAAUUUUUGCAGAUCAAAAAUUGCCCUCAUUUUCUCUUGUCUGUGUUAUCUGCUUCUACAGCUGGGUUACUGCUGCUCUGUGGCUGUUGUAAUAUAAAUACAAUACCUUUUACAGCUGGGUUACUGCUGCUCUGUGGCUGUUGUAAUAUAAAUACAAGACCUUCUACAGGAAAUUAAGAACUAUGAUGUGAAAUCAUUUCAAUCAAAAUAAACUGAAUAUGUUUCAAA
Salvelinus fontinalis (brook trout) is the source of this 7893-nucleotide messenger RNA. Its product is annotated as C-Maf-inducing protein-like. The transcript has 21 exons. The record is from RefSeq and is a predicted model, not a curated record. Bases 549 to 2915 code for a protein of 788 amino acids. NCBI's taxonomy places the organism in Eukaryota, Metazoa, Chordata, Actinopteri, Salmoniformes, Salmonidae. Gene Ontology annotation, cellular component: cytosol; nucleoplasm.